This is a messenger RNA of Alnus glutinosa, 2767 nucleotides long. Its product is annotated as dolichyl-diphosphooligosaccharide--protein glycosyltransferase subunit STT3B. NCBI's taxonomy places the organism in Eukaryota, Viridiplantae, Streptophyta, Magnoliopsida, Fagales, Betulaceae. Gene Ontology annotation, cellular component: membrane. The coding region runs from base 260 to 2500 and encodes 746 amino acids. Gene Ontology annotation, molecular function: oligosaccharyl transferase activity. The transcript is spliced from 6 exons. The record is from RefSeq and is a predicted model, not a curated record.
GAGUCCCCCGUCUUCAUUCCACUUGCUUUUCCCAAAACCCUAUUAUUCCCUGUUUGAAUCUCCGGUACUCGAACCAAAAUAUUCACAUUUCCUUUUUGCAAUUGGAUCCUCUCAGAUUAUCCAGUCCACCAGAUCCGCAUUUUCCACUCUCCUGCUGCACUGUACCAGUGCAUGUUUUGGACAACAAUUUCCAUGGAAAACCCCAACUUCUGAAUCAUCAUCUCAAGGUUAACGCUCCUCAUUUUCUUUUCUUCCAAACAUGGCGGGGAAAGCUGACCCCAUGAACGGGGCUGUGAAAUCGGGAUCGAAGGAGAGUGCCCCGGCAGCCAUGCCAGCGAGCCUGAAGAACCCCGAUCUAAUCUCAUACUUCUCGCUCAAAUCCCUAAAAUUGAAGACCAAACAGCAAGAGCUCCUGCUCCGAGUGUCGAUCCUCUGCCUCGUCUAUGUGCUGGCCUUCGCCACCCGCCUCUUCAGUGUGCUCCGCUACGAGUCCAUGAUCCACGAGUUCGACCCCUACUUCAACUACCGUACCACCCUCUAUUUAACCCGCAACGGCUUCUACGAUUUCUGGAACUGGUUCGACUCCGAGAGCUGGUAUCCGCUGGGCCGCAUCGUCGGCGGGACGCUCUACCCGGGUCUCAUGGUCACCGCUGCCAUCAUCUACUGGAUCCUUCGCUUCCUCCGCUUUGCCGUCCAUAUCCGCGAGGUCUGCGUCUUGACGGCGCCGUUUUUCGCUUCCAACACGACCCUCGUCGCGUAUUUCUUUGGCAAAGAGCUCUGGGAUUCGGGGGCGGGGCUUGUGGCGGCGGCACUGAUCGCCAUUUGCCCGGGUUACAUAUCGAGAUCGGUGGCCGGAUCGUAUGACAACGAGGGGGUGGCCAUAUUCGCGCUGUUGCUCACCUUUUACAUGUUUGUGAAGGCCGUGAACACGGGGUCGUUGGCGUGGGCCUUGGCCUCGGCUUUCGGCUACUUCUAUAUGGUUUCGGCGUGGGGAGGAUACGUUUUCAUAAUCAAUUUGAUCCCGCUUUACGUGCUGGUGCUUCUGAUCACGGGCAGGUAUUCGAUGAGGCUCUAUGUGGCCUACAAUUGCAUGUAUAUCUUGGGAAUGCUGCUCGCUAUGCAGAUUCGUUUUGUGGGGUUUCAGCAUGUUCAGUCCGGGGAGCAUAUGGGGGCCAUGGGGGUGUUCUUCUUGAUGCAGGUAUUCUUCUUCUUAGAUUGGGUUAAGCACUUGCUAAGUGACACGAAAUUGUUUGAAGCCUUUUUGAGGAUCACUGUGACGACUGCAGUUGGUGUUGGUGCUAUUGCUCUUGGAAUAGGCACGGCAUCUGGGUACAUCUCUCCAUGGACUGGUCGCUUUUACUCUUUGCUUGAUCCAACAUAUGCAAAAGAUCACAUUCCAAUUAUUGCUUCUGUCUCUGAGCAUCAGCCCACGGCUUGGUCAUCUUUCAUGUUUGAUUUCCAUAUCCUGCUUUUCCUUUUCCCCGCGGGUCUCUAUUUUUGCUUCAAGCGGUUGUCAGAUGCCACAAUUUUUAUUGUUAUGUAUGGUCUGACCAGCAUGUAUUUUGCGGGAGUCAUGGUUCGGUUAAUUCUUGUUGCUACACCUGCAGUAUGCCUUAUUAGUGCCAUUAGUGUUUCUGCAACUAUAAAGAAUUUAACUCUGGUAGCAAGGGCAAAGGAUAAGGUUGCCCAGACUGGUUCCAGGGGAAGCAGUAGUUCAAAGGGAUCAUCUAAGGCUUCACUUGAUCAUUCCCAGCCUUUCCAAAGAAAUGGUGCUAUUGCGUUACUUUUUGGUGCUUUUUACUUGCUCAGUAAGUAUGCUACCCACUGUACCUGGGUCACAUCAGAGGCAUAUUCAUCUCCCUCAAUUGUCUUGGCUGCAAGGGGUGCCCAUGGCAACAGGGUCAUCUUUGAUGAUUAUCGUGAGGCGUACUUUUGGCUUCGGCAGAAUACUCCUCAAGAUGCUAAGGUGAUGUCAUGGUGGGAUUAUGGGUACCAGAUCACCGCAAUGGGAAACAGAACUGUUAUUGUUGAUAAUAAUACCUGGAAUAAUACACACAUUGCUACUGUCGGUCGUGCAAUGUCAUCAUAUGAAGAUGAGGCAUAUGAAAUUAUGAGGUCGCUCGACGUGGAUUAUGUAUUAGUUGUCUUUGGAGGUGUUACGGGCUAUUCUUCCGAUGAUAUUAACAAAUUUUUGUGGAUGGUGAGAAUUGGAGGUGGAGUUUUUCCUGUAAUAAAGGAACCCGAUUACCUUGUUAAUGGCGAGUACCGUGUUGACAAAGGGGCAGCUCCCAAGAUGUUGAACUGUCUCAUGUACAAGCUAUCAUAUUAUCGAUUUGGAGAGCUGACAACAGAAUAUGGCAAACCACCUGGGUUUGAUCGAGCAAGGGGGGUUGAAAUUGGAAACAAGGAUAUCAAACUUGAACAUUUGGAAGAGGCUUUCACAACAUCUAACUGGAUUGUUCGUAUUUACAAAGUCAAACCACCUAAUAAUAGGUGGUGAGGAGGCUCUCUCUGCGGGAUAGUGAAGAAGAUGGUAGAGGCAACUCUCAGAGCUAGAGUCUUGAAAUAUAGUGUUAGAGAUAGAAAACUAUUUCCAUAGAGUUUGCAUUUGUAGCAUUCAAGGCUCUUAAAAUGUUUUUGGAGAUUUUGUAAUGCCGUUUUGCCUCAUCUAUUUAUACUGUUUAUUUGAUGUUAUGGUUGAGCAACAGUUGUUUGGAUGCAAAAAUAUACAUUUUCUCUAAUUCCAUCAUGAUAUCUGUGGCCCUUA